Molecule: messenger RNA, 2718 nt
Organism: Lathyrus oleraceus (garden pea)
Lineage: Eukaryota; Viridiplantae; Streptophyta; Magnoliopsida; Fabales; Fabaceae
Exons: 4
Coding region: 1-2718 (905 amino acids)
Source: RefSeq, a predicted model, not a curated record
AUGGCAGAUCAAGAGCAUGAAUUGGAGCGAGUGAGCUCAGAGCUUGAAGACCUGCGUGGAAACAUGGGGCAGGUCAUGGAGAUAUUACAGGUCAUCAGGGCAAAGCUAGACACCCAAACCACGGUUGUUUCUGAAAUCGCCGGUCCAUCAAUUGAACCCCAACCUGCUAGGACGGUACCAACAACCUGGCCAACCUAUGGUUUACCUCCUGGUUUCACGCCUACAGUUGAAGGUGCACCUGGUUUUGCACCACCUGCUCAGCAGACAGCUCCUCUACCGACCAUCAAUGAAAACCAUCCAGUGGUUCACACAUUCGCACCUCCUCUCGUCCGGGCACAUGUGCAACCUUACUUUGAGGAUCAGCAACAUGCUCCAGACUUUUCAGAUGAAGACGAGGAAAGGCAAGAGGACCUAAGAGGGAUGAAGGAGAAUUACCAGAUGCUGGAGAAGAGAUUGAGAGCUAUGGAGGGCGACCAAGUUUUUGGUGCUACAGCUAAGGAAAUGUGCUUGGUAUCUGGUCUUGUGAUUCCUGCGAAAUUCAAGACCCCAGAUUUCGAUAAGUACGAGGGCCACUCGUGUCCUAAGAGUCACCUCAUUAUGUAUUAUCGAAAAAUGGCUGCGCAUGUAGAGGACGACAAGCUCAUGAUACAUUGCUUCCAGGAUAGCCUGAGGGGUGCUCCCUCCAAGUGGUACCUAAGCCUGGAUCAGAGUAGGAUUCGGUGUUUCCAAGACUUAUCUGACGCCUUCAUCCAACACUACAAAUAUAACAUGGAUAUGGCCCCAGAUAGGAGACAACUGCUUAGCAUGUCCCAAAAAGACAAGGAGUCUUUUAAGGAGUAUGCGCAAAGAUGGAGGGAGGUGGCCUCGCAGGUUGAACCACCUCUGGCUGAGAAGGAAUUAGCGGAUUGGUUCAUGGAUACAGUUAAACCUGUGUUUUAUGAAAGAAUGUUUCCUGGAGGAUUUCAAAAGAAGAAGGAGGGGGAUACGAAUGCAGUAUCAACCAGUCAAAGAAGGAGUCAGUCAUGGAAGAAACAACACCAAUUUUCUCAACAACAACCAAUUUACCCAGUACAAUAUGUCCAACAACCGUAUGUGGCAGCUGUCACACCAAAUUAUAACCAACCACAAGCUUCAGUUUAUCAACCGGUUCCCGCUCAACAAGCGCCGAUAUACCAGCAAGCGCCCGCGCCACCUGCUUAUCAACAGCCAAGGGCACAGGUUCCUCGACCACAAAAUCCUCCGAAUCAAAAUAGGGUACAGAGAGCUAGAGUCCCGUUUGCUUCAAUCCCUAUGACAUAUACUGAAUUGUAUCCAUCAUUGCUACAAAAAGGUUUGGUGACGCCCAGAUCAUUGGGUCCUCCACCAAAUCCUUUACCUCCGUGGUACAAUCCAGAUGCUCACUGUCCUUUCCAUGGGGGUGCCCCGGGACAUGAUUUGGAGGGAUGUUAUGCUUUAAAGCAUAUUGUGCGAGACCUGGUUGAAAAGAAGAUUCUGUCCUUUCGAGACGCCGGACCCAAUGUCAAGAACAACCCUUUGCCAGCACAUGGUGAUGUCAAUGCCGUCGAAGAAGCUUCUGAUGUGUGUGUAAUCAAGCACGUGGAAGAUGUUAAAACCCCGCUGCUAGCGCUUCAUGCAGGAUUGGUGAGGGCUAGAUUGAUUGAUACUUGUCACGAUAGCUGUGAGGACUGUGCCAUUCAGCCGAAAGGAUGUAAAGUGGUACGAAAUGACAUUCAGAAUUUGAUGAAUCAAGGUGUUUUACAAAUUUCUGGUCCAGCAAUGAAUGAGGAGGUUUCGGUCAUUGAACCCGUUUUUAACAUACCAGAACCGUUAGAGGUGAUUUAUCACAGAAGAGAUGAUGUUCAUCCGUCACCCGUGGUAGUUCGUAUGCCUACCCCAUUUCCUUUUGAGAGCACCAAGGCGGUACCCUGGAAGUACGGCAUAACAGUGGUAGAUGGAAAAGAUGGAGAGCCCGAAGUUGCUGAAAGUAAGAAAAGUGUGGAGAAUGUUGACGCCGACAUCACCAACAUCGCGGGAACAAGCAGGAUGACCCGCAGUGGUCGGAUUUAUACUCCCAAUGUUAAUGUCAACCCUCAAGAACCAACAAGGGGAGCUGUAAAUGUAAAUCCUACCCCAGAACAGGGAGGGGCACAGCCGGCUGUACAAACAGAUGAAGCAAAAACCUCCUUUCAAGCCCUUGAAAUAUCCAAUGCUACACUUGAAGAGGUUAAGGAUCCUGUUGAGAAAGCUAGUUUGUCAUUCGCCUCUUUAAAGAGCGCAAAAUCAGCAGUUGAAAGUGGAGGCCCUGCAGGUUGGGGGCAAGUCAUCAAUGUCAACGAGAAGAAUGACCGUUUUGGUUUGGGCAAUCUGGGAUCCCAAACAAUUAAGCCUAAUACGGAACUCUCAUUGGCUGCGAAAGAAGGUCUUGGACUUAGCAUUGGAGGUGAUGUUAGCAAACCAAUUGUUCAAGACACACUUAAACAAGAGAGUCCCGUAGUUUCUGGAAGCGCUAGCUUAUCUUUAGGCAUUAAGGAGCAUUUGUUUACAUCUGUUACAAUUCCGAAAAUUAACAAGAUAAGUCCUGAUCUUGAUAAAGGAGAACCUGUCCCACUGGAAUUAUCUUUAAACAAGAAGGAAAACAUACCAGUUCUAGCCAAGUGGAGUAUGCUUGGAAAUGCCAAUCCCUCUUCCUGCAACAAAUCCGCUUCCUGUCCAAAAUAG